AUGGCAGCUCAUGUCCCCCUUGUUGCUGCUCACCGGAGGGAUUCGCCUUUGUCGCUCGUGCUGAUGCUCGCACUCAUGCUGCUCCCGUUGACCGCGAAUUUCGGCGCCAAACGCGGAGGCGUUCAGCUGGCGGCGGCGCAGACGGACUGUCCGCUGAUUGGUCAGGGCAUCGACCCGUACACGGCGGGGAUCGUGUCGGAGAAGCCGAAAGUGUUUCUCUCCGUGCAGCUCAAGAAGCUCGUCACCGUCGACGCCGUGAAGUACAGCUACUUCGCGUAUUUCCAAGUCAUCUCCACGUGGCGAGACCCGCGAGUGAACGACACGCUGGCAAUAAACAACGCGGUGGGCGCGUUCGGGCCGGCAAUAACGGGACUCGCCACGGCUAACUGCAUGCCAGGCGUGACGUAUUCGGGGUUCAACAUAAGCCAGAAGGACGAGUGUCUGAAGACGCCGAAGCAGAACAACCUGCCGCAGAUGGACGGCUGCAACAAGCCGUGCUCGCCGUCCGGCACCACCUGCUGCGACGCCCUCUGGAUCCCCUCGCUCACCAUCGACAACGUCCUCUUCUACCCGCAGGACCGCUUCCAAACCGAGAGCAUAUAUUUCUUCGGGCAGUACAGCAACGAGGCCAGCGCCAUCGACAGAGAAGUCGUCGUUGGAGGCGAGUUCUCGUCACCCCUCAGCUUCAAGAAGUUUCCUCUUGACUCUCAGACGCUGCGGCUGAGCAUUCAGGUGCAGAGCGGCGAGUUCUACCUGGUGGGGAGCAACUCGGGACGGCAGUCGGAGCAGGGGGGCGGGCAGCUGGGGGGAGGGGGAGGCACGUACGUGAAUGAUGAGGUCACGGGCUGGAAGAUCAACGAUGUGGCUCUCAACUGCACUCCCGCCCAAACCACCGUCUCCACCUCCGCCACUUACCAUCCUGAUGACCCCUGGUACACAUUCACUCAGAACUCACCGGCAGACAGUGGCAGCAGCAGCAACGUGAACGAGUCCACAUCGUGUGUCUUCACCAUCAAAAUCUCCCGCACCAGUGGCGUCUUCAUCAUCUCGAUCGUGGUGCCAGUGAUGCUCAGCGUGUAUCUCUGCUUCUCUGUCUUCUUCGCUAAACCUGACGACCUGGAAACUCGGUCCGCCACCUUUGUCACGCUCUUCCUCGCCCUCGCAGCCGUGCAGUUUGUCAUCGACAGCCAGCUGCCGCGCUCAUCAGUGAUGACGCAGUUUGGCUAUCUGGUCAUCAUCUCAUACGUCUUCAUCGGUCUCACCGCCGUGGAAACACUCAUCGUCUACCUCAUCGCCGAACGGCUGGAGAAGGACGUGGUGGAGACAGUGGGGGACAUGGCAGCAGCAGCCAAGCGCUCCACGCAGAAAUCCCGUGCAGAAUUAGAACCAGAGCCUGAGACAGAGACAGAGACAGAGACAGAGGCAGAGGCAGAGCCCCAAAGCCCACAGAAGGUGGUGAAAACUGCAUUGACUUUUGAGCUGCAAUAUGCUUUCAUGGGGUGUGCGCAUUUGGUGUGGCCACUUGUGAGUUGUUUGUUCAGUCGUGCCAUCUGCCAAGCAUAUUGUGUCAAUCACACUGUCAGCAUGAUUCUUGUUAAGUUCCUGUUUUUUUCCGGCUACUAUCAUGUGCAGAAAUUGAGCCUCUUUGGAUACCACCUCAAACCCGCCGACGAGGAGCAUGCGGGCGAAGGCAAUUAUAUUCUGGCAACUAGAAUUGACUUCGUGUGCUCUGUUCUCUUCUUUACUGGCUACACUCUCACUGCCAUUCUUCUCUACACUCUUUAG
Closterium sp. Yama58-4 is the source of this 1785-nucleotide messenger RNA. The record is from the annotation of a GenBank genome assembly. NCBI's taxonomy places the organism in Eukaryota, Viridiplantae, Streptophyta, Zygnematophyceae, Desmidiales, Closteriaceae.